Melampsora larici-populina 98AG31 is the source of this 966-nucleotide messenger RNA. RefSeq lists its product as uncharacterized. The coding region runs from base 1 to 966 and encodes 321 amino acids. Lineage: Eukaryota; Fungi; Basidiomycota; Pucciniomycetes; Pucciniales; Melampsoraceae. The transcript has 2 exons. The record is from RefSeq and is a predicted model, not a curated record.
AUGGAAGAUGAGAUUAGGGCAUUGGCUGCGAAAAGAACCAAGGAUGCGAUACUUUCACACUGCGCUUACUAUGAUGCCCUUCAACCACUCAUGGGUCAACGCCCUAAUAAUCUCCCCUUAGCCUCGGCCGAAACCCCAUCUCCUUCGAGUUCAAUCCCACCAGCUGCUUCGACUUCAAUGGCACCAACUCCUUCAAACACCAUCCACCCUAACCCUUUGACCUCGAUCGACUUGACUAGUGGCCAAAUUGACGAAACUCAAUCUACUCAGAUCAGUGGCUGGGAUUCUACCCAAUCAGUUAAUCCCCAUCUCGAAUCGAUUGAAGACUUUGAUCUACCUGACCCAAACGAUCUGACCGAUGAUCAACCCAGCUCCAACGAUAUGAUUGCACCCAAUAUACAAUCUCAGCCUUUACAGCGAGCCUCCAGCUCUCAAUCUCAAACUCCAGCAAGAAACAAAGUUUCUUCCGAAGCCAGUCAAACGCCAAAAAACAGCUCGAGGCGAUCUUCCGGCAGCGCUGCUGUACUCAAGUCGAUGAAGUCCUCAUUACCUAGUCAAACUGAUUUUCAAGAGAUGAAUAUGAAUGCUAAAGAAACAAACAACACCAAUCGAUUGAUGCUUCAACAAACGGCAGACACUCACAACACUGUCAUCGGGUUGUUAGGGGCCAAAUUUGGCCUACCGUCAUCUUCUUCCAAACACUCUUUGGAAGAAGAGGAUGCAAAUGUAUUAGCAAAUAAGAAAGCCAAGAGGGCAAAACAAGACGAGCUGGAUCUUAUCCGUUUGGAACGCGAAUUGGCAGCUGAGCGUAGGGCUUUUGAAAAUGAAAAGAGUGGAUCUGGAUCAAAAAUGUCACCGUUGGAGUUAACCCGCGAAAAGGUGGAUAUGGUAGCUAAAUUAACGCUCUCGCAUGUUCCUCUUGAAAAGGCCCAGCAGAUGGUUGAGGAAAUGCUCAAGGACUUGUAA